AUGAAUUACCACCCGCAGAGAAGAGGGAGUCGGACUUUGGAAAGGUCACUUAGCUAUUCCGAAGCUAUUGGAAACAGGGCUGACACUCCUCCGAUUGAGAUCCCAACCCUGGACAACACAGAUGUAUACUUCAAUGAAGAACUAAAGAAGCAGUACAGGAUCUCCCAAACUUACGUCGAAGGCAAGGAAAUAUCGUUCCCACCUAUCCUGACAAAUAUCGACACGAAUGACCCAGUGCCAUCAAGUGGAGAUGGAUUGCAAACGGACUCACAGUAUUCCAGUGAAGAUGAGCAGACUGGAUGCAUUAUGAUGACCAUAGAUGUGGAGCCCGACAGUCCAAAGACUUCAGAAUCUACAAGACAUUAUUCGAAUGCUACUACUCAGCCGGUCAACAGUUUUCAGAGUCCCAGUGAUUUUUACGAUAAGAUAGAGCGCGAUAUUGGAAAUGACAAUGAUAUGUAUAGCACCAUAGGCACGACGGACACUACUGGACCUUCAGCGUAUACGUAUUCGGCUCCAUACACAAAGAGGUCAAAGAAAGGUACUAGGCAUAGACGCAAGCGCGGCCGGCCGGUGCGCUCGCGACGCGUGGUCCACAAGAACGGCGACGAAAACGUGCCCGUGCGCAGCAAUAUACCCGCCAAGUCCAUCAAGUACAUGCGAGACAUCGUCAACACAGUCAUCAACAGCAAAUGGCGGUUCCUGCUCCUCAUGAUGGUGCUCCUACACUUUGUAUUCUGGUUCACGUUCGCCGGCAUCUGGUACGCGGUGGCCAACUCCUACCAGGAAGACAUUGGAGACGGGAAGGAACACUGCGUGACCGGGACUUCGUCCUUUGCGGGGCUCUUGAUGAUGUCCGUGGAAACUCAGAUGACAAUCGGCUAUGGUGUCCGAUUUCCCAAUGAAGAAUGUCCUGAAGCUAUAAUAGUCAUGGUUCUAGAGAUAGUAGCCGGGACAGCUCUCUCGGGCGGUCUAGUCAGUUUACUGUACACAAAGCUGGUGCGGCCCAACAGACACGUCUCAUCGGUUGGGUUCAGCAAGAAAGCUACGGUAUGCCUCCGUGACGGUGAGCUCUGCCUUCAGUUCCGGGUGUGGGACCUUCUAAACCUGCACAUCAUCAGCAGUUCCAUCACCGCGUAUAUACUGAAGCCCAUUCGGACAUUGGAAGGCGAGCUGGUGCACAACUACAUUCACCAGCUGAAGCUGAAGAAUGCAACUGCGUUCUUACUGUGGCCCAUCACGGUGGUUCACGUCAUAGACGCAGACAGCCCCCUGUACGAGUUCUCGGCUGAGGACAUGAUGGACUAUAGAUUCGAAAUAGUGGUGUGCCUAACUGGAUCUUCGAAGAACAUGGGCACAGUCACGCAGAGCAGGACGUCCUACUUGUCCAAAGAAAUCAUUUGGGGAUACAGAUUCAAAAAUGUAUUAACAUACUCCAAAAAGAAAGAAUCCUACAUCAUCAACGUGGACGAACUAGACACUGUGGAACAAGUCCCGACGCCUCUCUGCAGCGCCAGCCGGCUCAAAUGCUUCGAAGAGGACAUCAAGUCUUCCGACCAGGUUGUCUCUACCCCUACUUACUUGUCCCCUUCCCCUACUUACAUGUCCCCUUCCCCUACUUACAUGUCCCCUACCCCUACUGAACUGUACAAUGAAGACUCGUCUCAGCCUACCGAGUCGAUACCGUCGACUCCGAGUUUCAGCAGAAAUGGAACUCAGAGAAGUUUUGGAUGGAACUUCAAGAAGUAUCCCACAACAGUUGUGCAAGGCAACGAUGUUACGAGCCACUUUUGACUUCGUAUGUAGAGACAAACUAUAAGAAAUGAAAUAUGUUUUAUUUUGCCCGCGGCUUCACCUGCGUGAAAUUUCGUUAGUCACAGAUCGUCAUAAAUUAUAGCCUAUAAUAUGUUAUU
This is a messenger RNA of Ostrinia furnacalis (Asian corn borer), 1913 nucleotides long. RefSeq names its product G protein-activated inward rectifier potassium channel 3. The transcript has 9 exons. Bases 1 to 1794 code for a protein of 597 amino acids. Gene Ontology annotation, molecular function: inward rectifier potassium channel activity. The record is from RefSeq and is a predicted model, not a curated record. Gene Ontology annotation, biological process: regulation of monoatomic ion transmembrane transport; potassium ion import across plasma membrane. NCBI's taxonomy places the organism in Eukaryota, Metazoa, Arthropoda, Insecta, Lepidoptera, Crambidae. Gene Ontology annotation, cellular component: plasma membrane.